Gastrolobium bilobum is the source of this 615-nucleotide messenger RNA. Its product is annotated as protein yippee-like At4g27740. NCBI's taxonomy places the organism in Eukaryota, Viridiplantae, Streptophyta, Magnoliopsida, Fabales, Fabaceae. The record is from RefSeq and is a predicted model, not a curated record. The transcript has 2 exons. The coding region runs from base 110 to 430 and encodes 106 amino acids.
UCUUCUGAUAUAUGGACAUGGACAUAGAAAUGUAAGCUAGUGUUGAACAAAACUCAUAUUGGCUUUGGUUGAAGUUCAGUAAUAUUUGAUUUGAUUUGAUUUAGUGUCAAUGGCGAAUUUUGGUGAUCAAUCUGCUAUAUACAGAUGCAAAAACUGCCAAACUCCUAUUGCUUUGCGCAGUGAACUCCUUUCUAAAAGCUAUAUGGGAAAAACUGGGCCAGCCUUUAUGUUCUCUCAUGCAAGGAACAUCAUUGCUGGGCCAAAACAAAACAGAGAACUAAUAACUGGGCUGUACACUGUUGCUGGCAUCUUUUGCAGCAACUGUGGUGAGGAAUUAGGUUGGAAGUAUAUACAAGCUUAUGAGGCAAGACAAAAGUUCAAGGAAGGAAGUUUCAUAAUUGAAAGGGCAAGGAUUGCCAAGGAAUACUAGCACAUAUAUUGAAGGCUAUAACACUAAUUAGCAAUAAUCUCACUUGGAAGUUAGUAGCCUUCAUUAAUUUUUGUGUAAUGUUAAAUGUUCACAUGAAUCAUGCUGAUUGCUUAUCUUGUGUGGAAUAAAUUAUAACUGAUAAAAUAUUAAAAAAAAUAUAACAUGUAUUGCUUAAUGAACAAGAA